Messenger RNA from Carcharodon carcharias (great white shark), 444 nucleotides. RefSeq names its product blue-sensitive opsin-like. Gene Ontology annotation, cellular component: membrane; photoreceptor outer segment. The record is from RefSeq and is a predicted model, not a curated record. Lineage: Eukaryota; Metazoa; Chordata; Chondrichthyes; Lamniformes; Lamnidae. The transcript is spliced from 2 exons.
AUGUUCAUCAGACUGCCUAUUAAUGGUUUGACUCUGGCAGUCACUUACAAGCACAAGAAGCUAAGACAACCUCUCAAGUACAUUUCAAUGAACCUGGCAAUGGCCAACCUGUUCAUGAUUCUCUUUGGGCUUGUGGCUGAGAAGUAAGUCACCCACGUGGUAAUUUUAAUGGUCAUUGGUUUUCUGACUGCUUGGUUACCAUAUGCCACCACUGCAUUUUGGUUCUUCAUGAACCAAGGAGCGGAGUUUUCCGCUAUGCAUAUGACAGUUCCUUCAUUCCUCUCCAAAAGUUCAGCAAUAUAUAAUCCAAUUAUCUAUGUGUUAAUGAACAAGCAGGUACAAUUUUUAAUCUGUUUAUGCAUAAGAAUGGAGCACCAACAUUAUUUAAUGAGAGGAAAACUAACUCAAAUGUUAUGGUCUUCUUUCUUAAUGGUCCUGUAUUAG